AUGAAUCAACCAAUCGAUCGAUCAUUCGCAUUGGCGGACGUGGUGCUGUGGCGGCGAGGCCGGGCGAACCUGAGCGCGCUGCUGCUGGCGGCCGCCGUCGCCUCCUGGAUCCUCUUCAACCGCGCCUCCGGAUACACGGCCGUCUCGCUGGCCGCCGACGUGCUGCUCCUCCUGUUGGCGGUGCUCUGCGCGUGGUCCAGGGCCGCGCGCCUCCUCGGCCGCCCCGCCCCGCCCAUCCCCGACUUGCAGCCGGCGGCCGACGAGCUCGCCGCGCUGGUCCGCUCCGGCCUUGCCGGCCUCACCUCCGCCUCCCGCCACGUCACGCAGGGCCAGCCCGGCUCCGGGCGCGUCUUCGCCUGCCUUGCCGCCGCCGCCCUGCUCGGCCGCCUCGCGCGCGACCUCCGCACCCUUUUCAUAGCAGGAACUGGAAUUUGUGCGCUCGGGCGGGUUGCUCUAUCCUCUCAUAACAAGUGGGGUUAG
Molecule: messenger RNA, 480 nt
Organism: Triticum aestivum (bread wheat)
Lineage: Eukaryota; Viridiplantae; Streptophyta; Magnoliopsida; Poales; Poaceae
Product: reticulon-like protein B12
Exons: 1
Coding region: 1-480 (159 amino acids)
Biological process (GO): response to bacterium
Source: RefSeq, a predicted model, not a curated record